CCUAACACAAUGUAGUGAUUGAGUAUUGUUACGGUCUAUAUUGGUUCGUUGUUAAGACAAGCCUAACACAAUGUAGUGAUUGAGUAUUGUUACGGUCUAUAUUGGUUCGUUGUUAAGACAAGCCUAACACAAUGUAGUGAUUGAGUAUUGUUACGGUCUAUAUUGGUUCGUUGUUAAGACAAGCCUAACACAAUGUAGUGAUUGAGCAUUGUUACGGUCUAUAUUGGUUCGUUGUUAAGACAAGCCUAACACAAUGUAGUGAUUGAGUAUUGUUACGGUCUAUAUUGGUUCGUUGUUAAGACAAGCCUAACACAAUGUAGUGAUUGAGCAUUGUUACGGUCUAUAAUGGUUCGUUGUUAAGACAAGCCUAACACAAUGUAGUGAUUGAGCAUUGUUAAGUGUCCUUAUGUGUUUUUAACAGUCCAAAUGACCCCACAUUUCUGUGCAGUAUUCUCUAACUUGAACUUUCAGUUGACUGUGAACUUUAGUUACACAUAUUGCCUGUUUCCAACCACUCACACACUUUCUGGAUAAGCCCAAGUUAACCACAUGAUACCUUGUAUCUGAACCUAUUGUCCAGUGGUAUAUUAGUUCAUAAUUGUUUGGCCAAAUAAGGUAAAGGAUAUGCUGACGUUGACACAAAAUGUGCAGUGGUUUGGACAAAAAAAAACCACACAACUCCAAUCUUACAUUUCGUGCUCACUCAGUUCAUCUGGUUACGUUGGACAUAUUCACACACCAAUGUAAUAUAUUUGGACGCAUUUCUUUUCAACUCUCAAAGACCGUGGUAAGAUUUUCUUCCUCAUUUCACCUGAUUAAUACAUGCUACUGUUAUGCACUGUCUGUGGGGGGUUAGAUAUAUACAACUUUAUGUUUAAAAUAUUAAUAUUUGACCUAAGCAGAGUAAUCACUAAUUGAGUUUGUACGUUUGGGACUAUCCCAUUGUUUCCUCUGUAGUAAAUCAACUACGUCAAGCUCACCUCCAGUACUUCAAGUAACGAUACAUAAGGCACAGAUACACAUUUUGAGUGUAAAAAUGUAAGAGACAAUCUAUACAAACACAGGUGGAGAAUCCAACAAUGCAGACCAUGGAUAUUGACAAAGACACAUAUGCCAACAAGCCCAGAAAAAAGGAUUACAUCGGUGUUACAUUUUCAGCUAACUUUCAGUGGUGGAAGAGACCAUCCGGAGUUGCUGCAGUGUGUCUGGGGCUGCUGUGUGUCCUCCUAUUGGCUGGGAUCAUAGGCCUGUCUGUCUACUAUACCCGAGUCAUUGGUCAUUACUACUCUGCAGAGAGAUUCCAGACGUCCAGUUUGAACAACCUGACUAAAGAGAGAGACCAGCUAAAGACCAGUUACACCACCCCAACUAAAGAGAGAAACCAGUUAAAGACCAGUUACAACACCCUGACUAAAGAGAGAAACCAGUUACAGACCAGUUACAACACCCUGACUAAAGAGAGAGACCAGCUACAGACCAGUUACAACACCCUGACUAAAGAGAGAGACCAGUUACAGACUAGAUACAACACCCUGACUAAAGAGAGAGACCAGUUACAGACCAGUAGUAACACCCUGACUAAAGAGAGAGACCAGUUACAGACCAGUUACCACACCCUGACUAAAGAGAGAGACCAGUUACAGACCAGUAGUAACACCCUGACUAAAGAGAGAGACCAGUUACAGACCAGUAGUAACACCCUGACUAAAGAGAGAGACCAGUUACAGACCAGUAGUAACACCCUGACUAAAGAGAGAGACCAGUUACAGACCAGUUACAACACCCUGACUAAAGAGAGAGACCAGUUACAGACCAGUUACCACACCCUGACUAAAGAGAGAGACCAGUUACAGACCAGUAGUAACACCCUGACUAAAGAGAGAGACCAGUUACAGACCAGUAGUAACACCCUGACUAAAGAGAGAGACCAGUUACAGACCAGUAGUAACACCCUGACUAAAGAGAGAGACCAGUUACAGACCAGUAGUAACACCCUGACUAAAGAGAGAGACCAGUUACAGACCAGUUACAACACCCUGACUAAAGAGAGAGACCACUUGAAGGAAGAGCUAAACAAACAGAGCUGUGGAUGGAAGAAGUUUAAGUCCAGUUUGUACUACCUCUCUACUGAGAAGAAAUCCUGGACAGAGAGCAGGCAGGACUGUCUGGGACGAGGAGCACACCUGGUGAUCAUUAACAGCAAAGAGGAACAGGAAUUUAUCCAUGAAUGGAGUGGAUGCCUGGAAAUCUAUCUUGGUUUCCAUGACACCAAUACAGAGGGGGUUUGGGAGUGGAUUAACGAUGGCGCAUUAGACCAAUCGUCAGCUCCUGUCACUACGUAUUGGAGGGAUGGGGAACCAAACGAUGCAAAUCAGGCUGAAGACUGCGCUCAUCUCUCAAAGAAGGCAUCAGACCCACUAAAGAGUUGGAACGACGUACCAUGCACAACGAAUAUCCACUGGAUGUGUGAGAAGACAACGUCCACAUUGUAAUUAUGUGUUUAGAGUUUUGAAACAUGAGACAUUUUGAUGAUCUGUUUUAGAUGUUUGUGUUAAACUCAUUCUUGUGAAAAUUUGGCAAAGUGAUUGGGGGGAAAAACAUAGGUAAAUUGACCCUUAUCUGAGCAUGGUGGGCUAACACACUCUGUGGUGGGCUAACACACUCUGUGGUGGGCUAACACACUCUGUGGUGGGCUAACACAGUCUGUUCUUGCACAUAUGACCCUGGUUCAAAACCCAGCCGGCAACAUAAACAGCCUAAAAUUCUCAUUUGGAUAUCCAAUGUGACUAGAUUAUGUUUUAUUUUGUAAUGAAAUCCCAACAUUAUAUUAUCAGAAACUGUUAUGGAUUUAAGUGGACUGGCGAAGCAGCUUAAGUAAUAGAAAUCCUGAUGUAUUAGCAAAGAAACGUAACAGCUUAUUAUUUAACAGUACAAAGUCAGUAUAGACCAUGUAUGCUGUACUGGUAAUAUAAUGGGUCACUAUAGACCAUGUAUGCUGUACUGGUAAUAUAAUAGGUCAGUAUAGACCAUGUAUGCUGUACUGGUAAUAUAAUGGGUCACUAUAGACCAUGUAUGCUGUACUGGUAAUAUAAUGGCUCAGUAUAGACCAUGUAUGCUGUAUUGGUAAUAUAAUGGGUCAGUAUAGACCAUGUAUGCUGUACUGGUAAUAUAAUAGGUCAGUAUAGACCAUGUAUGCUGUACUGGUAAUAUAAUGGGUCAGUAUAGACCAUGUAUGCUGUACUGGUAAUAUAAUGGCUCACUAUAGACCAUGUAUGCUGUAUUGGUAAUAUAAUAAGUCAGUAUAGACCAUGUUUGCUGUACUGGUAAUAUAAUAGGUCAGUAUAGACCAUGUAUGCUGUACUGGUAAUAUAAUAAGUCAGUAUAGACCAUGUAUGCUGUAUUGGUAAUAUAAUAAGUCAGUAUAGACCAUGUAUGCUGUAUUGGUAAUAUAAUGGCUCAGUAUAGACCAUGUAUGCUGUACUGGUAAUAUAAUAAGUCAGUAUAGACCAUGUAUGCUGUACUGGUAAUAUAAUAGGUCAGUAUAGACCAUGUAUGCUGUACUGGUAAUAUAAUGGGUCAGUAUAGACCAUGUAUGCUGUACUGGUAAUAUAAUAAGUCAGUAUAGACCAUGUAUGCUGUACUGGUAAUAUAAUAGGUCAGUAUAGACCAUGUAUGCUGUAUUGGUAAUAUAAUGGGGCACUAUAGACCAUGUAUGCUGUACUGGUAAUAUAAUAAGUCAGUAUAGACCAUGUAUGCUGUACUGGUAAUAUAAUAGGUCAGUAUAGACCAUGUAUGCUGUAUUGGUAAUAUAAUGGAGCACUAUAGACCAUGUAUGCUGUACUGGUAAUAUAAUAGGUCAGUAUAGACCAUGUAUGCUGUACUGGUAAUAUAAUGGGUCAGUAUAGACCAUGUAUGCUGUACUGGUAAUAUAAUGGGUCAGUAUAGACCAUGUAUGCUGUACUGGUAAUAUAAUAGGUCAGUAGACCAUGUAUGCUGUAAUAGUGCAAAAGCCUUGGUGUACGGGUGUGUAGAAAAUCAUUGAUACUUUGUCUGGACUAUUGUCGCCACCUGGCGAAAUAGAUUGGAGCUUGCACUUCAGUUCCUCCUUCCAUAGCUCUGGUCCAGAGCGUUAGUGCGCGUUCUCUUAUAUCCUACGCGUUGAACACACUGACUGUGAUUUGCGUUUUGGGACACCAGAAGUUUAUUAAUUUCCAAUGGAACGCUGCGUUGCCUUUGACAAUUGCGUUGCAGAGGCUGUUUCAGUGCGUUCUGUGUGGUUUAUACGUUGGGUUUAUCGAACGCAUACGUCAAACUGUAUGCGUGAAGGGGUGACAGAAAUGGUAACAUAAGGUGAAUGUUGAACUUUUGUUGCACACAUAUCUAGAUGACGCAGCGAACUAUUUUGCGCAAGCACAGUCAAAUCAAAUCCAAUUUUAUUUGUCACAUACACAUGGUUAGCAGAUGUUAAUAUGCGAGUGUAGCGAAAUGCUUGUGCUUCUAGUUCCGACAAUGCAGUGAUAACCAACAAGUAAUCUAACUAACAAUUCCAAAAACUACUGUCUUAUACACAGUGUAAGGGGAUAAAGAAUAUGUACAUAAGGAUAUAUGAAUGAGUGAUGGUACAGAGCAGCAUACAGUAGAUGGUAUCGAGUACAGUAUAUACAUAUGAGAUGAGUAUGUAGACAAAGUAAACAAAGUGGCAUAGUUAAAGUGGCUAGUGAUACAUGUAUUACAUAAGGAUGCAGUCGAUGAUGUAGAGUACAGUAUAUACGUAUGCAUAUGAGAUGAAUAAUGUAGGGUAAGUAACAUUAUAUAAGGUAGCAUUGUGAUAUAUUUACAUAUUUUCCUAUCAAUUCCCAUUAUUAGAGUGGCUGGGGUUGGGUCAGUGUCAAUGACAGUGUGUUGGCAGCAGCCACUCAAUGUUAGUGGUGGCUGUUUAACAGUCUGAUGGCCUUGAAAUAGAAGCUGUUUUUCAGUCUCUCGGUCCCAGCUUUGAUGCACCUGUACUGACCUCUCCUUCUGGAUGAUAGCGGGGUGAACAGGCAGUGGCUCAGGUGGUUGAUGUCCUUGAUGAUCUUUAUGGCCUUCCUGUAACAUCGGGUGGUGUAGGUGUCCUGGAGGGCAGGUAGUUUGCCCCCGGUGAUGCGUUGUGCAGACCUCACUACCCUCUGGAGAGCUUUACGGU
Molecule: messenger RNA, 5185 nt
Organism: Oncorhynchus keta (chum salmon)
Lineage: Eukaryota; Metazoa; Chordata; Actinopteri; Salmoniformes; Salmonidae
Product: C-type lectin domain family 4 member K-like
Exons: 7
Coding region: 1080-2492 (470 amino acids)
Molecular function (GO): signaling receptor activity
Source: RefSeq, a predicted model, not a curated record